Molecule: messenger RNA, 543 nt
Organism: Entamoeba histolytica HM-1:IMSS
Lineage: Eukaryota; Evosea; Mastigamoebida; Endamoebidae
Product: peptidyl-prolyl cis-trans isomerase, putative
Exons: 2
Coding region: 1-543 (180 amino acids)
Biological process (GO): protein peptidyl-prolyl isomerization
Cellular component (GO): intracellular membrane-bounded organelle
Molecular function (GO): peptidyl-prolyl cis-trans isomerase activity
Source: RefSeq, a predicted model, not a curated record
AUGCAGCAAACAUCUGAUCCCUUUCAAGACCCAAUUAACCCAAUAGUAUUUUUUGAUAUUUCUGUUGGAGAUAGACUAAUUGGUAGGAUAAAAUUUGAGUUAUUUAGAGAGAUAUGUCCUAAAACAGUAGAAAAUUUUAGACAGAUGUGUACUGGUCAAUUUAUUUAUAAUGGAAAACCUACUGGGUAUAAAGGGAGUUGCUUUUAUAGAGUAAUAAAAAAUACUGUUAUUCAAGGAGGGGAUAUAGUCAAUGGAAAUGGUACUGGUAGUAUUUCAAUUUAUGGAGAAUAUUUUGAUGAUGAAAAUUUCGAUUUAAAACAUUCUGCACCAGGAUUAUUAGCAAUGGUUAAUUCAGGACCAAAUACUAAUGGAUGUCAAUUUAUGAUAACAUGUUCUUCAAUAAAAGAAUUUAAUAAUAAAUAUGUUAUCUUUGGACAAGUUAUAGAAGGAAUGAAAAUUGUUAGAAUGAUAGAAAAUGUUGCUGUAGAUGAAAAGUAUCAACCUAAAAUUCAGUGUGUCAUUUCUGAAUGUGGUCAAAUGUAA